AUGGCCUCGUCAACGCUCUCCGUGCCGGAGCAAGUUCGCCAGCUCAAUGACGCUCGGAAACUUGUCCUCGGAGACGUCAAGUAUUACCCGAGCGUGGUGAGAGGCAUCCUGCCCAUCAUCGGGCCUUCGGCACCGCUCGAACUUCGUCGAUGGGGCGCCGACUUCUUGGCCGAAGCCUUCUCGACGCCCGCGCUACCGAAUGGGGAAAAGGAAACGAUGCAGCCAUACGUGCUGACGACGCUCGAGUCGCUAGCUGAGAAUGAGAGGGAGGAUGCGAAUGUGCUGCGCAGCGUCAUCCAGACGGCUGCGAGCAUCUACCCUCUUGCCAUGAGGUGGAUCAUCAAUAACGGCUACGAUACGGUCACAUGGGAGAGAAUGAUGGGAAUCAAGCAGAGAAUACUGCGCAUCUGGGACACGGCGGUGCCAUUGGUGAAGAUCAGCUGCAUCAAGUUCGCCCAGCGUGUUGUCCUUGCCCAGACCGUCGCGAUAAGCUCCGAGUUUCGCUACGGCGGCGCCCUCGACGUUUCUCUGGACAAGAUCCCACCAAACCACCAGUCACUGGACCCGCGAAAUCUGGAAGCAGAAGCUACGGGCUUGCUGGACCGCAUGCUCGGCGACUUGCAAGAGAGCAGCGAUGCCUUGGUCGUAGGCGCAACGCUCAACUGCUUGUCGAUCCUCGUUCGGACCCGGCCUGGAACGUCGGGUCGGAUCAUCAACGCACUGCUCAACUUCAACCCACUCAAAGCGGCCAACUCGCCGACGACGCCGACGAUACGGGUCAUGGUCAAGUCGAUGGAGAAGACGGUGCGGCUGUUGCUGAUUCACCUCAGCAAGAGAGACCCUCACAAUCCCAUCGUGCCGAGGAUACAGCAGCAUGUCGAGCGCAACAUGCGCGCCGUGGCGGAGAUGUUCGACGAUGCCGGCAAGAAGCGGCCCCGGGAGCCGCAAGCUCACGAUGGCGUCGACGUCAAACGACAGCGAGUCGUAGGCUCACACAUCCCGAUCCCUCCUCUUGGAUCCGGACCACAUUCUCUCGGGGACGUCUUUACGCUCAUCGCCAAUGACGAGCUGAAGACGUUUGACAUUUCCCAACUGCCGCCGGCCUUGGUUGCCAAGGUAUCCGUGACGGCCCUUGCGGGACUGGAACCAGAGCUGCUGACGGCGGCCGUCGACGCCAUCCGCAGUCGUCUCCACGCGCUGGCGACGGCGCCUCCGCCGGAACUGAAUCCAAACACGGCACCGCUGGGCGUCGAGGACGACGACGACGACGACUACGAGCCCGACUUCUACCAAGCCGAGGACACGGAACAGAUUCUCAACAAGCUCGACGGGGCAUCGGCAGGCGACAAACCACUUGCGCUGGAUAGCAGCCUCGCCUUGGCCUCCUUCAGCCUUCCGCCACCGCCGGAGCUGACGGCGGAUAUGGCGCUUAGAGCAGGCAGCGGGACGAUCGCCAGAGUCUUGGAGAUGAUGAAAACUCUCGAGGAGCCGACGGUCAAGAAGGACAAGGUGGGAUUUCACAGGCUCGCGGCGAGCUCUGGUAGUCGAGAUGCGUGGGUGUCCAUCCUGACGCGUCUGGGGACCCGCGCCUCGGCCGGCCUCGAGGAGAUUUCUGUCAAGGGCGAAGAAGACGUCGACGGCCCUCGGCCGGGGACGGUCAGCAACGACAUCCGCGAAGUGCUGUACAACUUCGUCAUGGAAGACUUUCGCAAGCACACCGACAUCGCCGUGUCGUGGCUCUGCGAGGAAUGGUACAACGACAAAGUGCAGAGCAGAGCGGGAGGAGAACAUCCGGUGCAUUACGAGAAGUGCGCGCUGCGACUUAUGGACGGCUUCCUGCCGUACCUGCACCCGCAGGACAAGGUCUUGACGCGCUUCCUGAGCGAAAUUCCGGACCUCAACCGGACGAUCCUGUCGCGGAUAAAACACAUGUGCCGCGACCCCAGCGUGACGCAGCUCGCGCUGACGAGCCUGCUAUACCUCGUGAUCAUGCGACCGCCGGUCAAGGAGAUUGCGCUGGACACGGUGCAGGACAUUUGGACAGAAUUCGAAGACGCUCGGCCGAUGGCAGGCAAAUAUCUGGCAAAGUACCGUCCGGCGUUUUUGGAGGUGGCGAACAAGAAGGCCGACGGCGAAGAAACGGCGACGGCGACGGCAACGGCAGCGGCAACGGCGACAUCAGCGCCCAUCGCGGCCUGA
This is a messenger RNA of Drechmeria coniospora, 2199 nucleotides long. RefSeq names its product mRNA cleavage and polyadenylation specificity factor complex subunit. Gene Ontology annotation, cellular component: mRNA cleavage and polyadenylation specificity factor complex. The transcript is spliced from 5 exons. The record is from RefSeq and is a predicted model, not a curated record. Bases 1 to 2199 code for a protein of 732 amino acids. NCBI's taxonomy places the organism in Eukaryota, Fungi, Ascomycota, Sordariomycetes, Hypocreales, Ophiocordycipitaceae.